ACUCAAGAGAAACACAGUCGAGCACAUGAAAAUGAAUGUCAGCAGGGCUGUUCUAAAGCUCGAAGCCCUUAGGUAUUGUUUUGGACCAUGUCGAUCCAAACAAUUAUCAACACAAAUACUUUGCUUUCAUGAAGGGAAGUGUAAGAACUUAGAACCCGGUAAAACCAAUGUUUGCUGCGAUCUUAGAUCUAGAUCUAGAAGCUGUGUAAGAAGAGGCAUCAACACCAGUUCCAAUUCUGCUGACAAGGACAACACCACUGGUUCUAGAACUACCAAGAGAAUCGAAGAACUUGUUCCAGGAACUGAUAAUAAAGAAGUUAUAAGGCAAAAUAACUUUGAUGUUAAAAAUUCUGAGACUGAAGAGGAUUUCUUCGGUAUACCACAAAACUUUAAAUUGCAACAUGCAAGGCUUGAAACAAAAAGUAAAAAUGCAGAAACCAAAACAUCUGACCCUGACACAUUUGAACAGUCUAAAAAGGAUUAUGUGUUAAAUGAACUAGUGGACAAAGAUAAAGGAGAUAGUAAUUUUUUAAAUUUAGCAUUGUCUAGAAGAGAAAGGAGACAAAUACAAAAAAGUACUGAAUUUAAGACACGUUUUGGGGUAGUAAGUUUUGAUUCAAAUGCAACAGCUGUUACCGGCAGAAAAGAUAUAAAUCUUGCUGCAAAAGCAAAAGAAAUUCAUAAAAGACAAGACAGCAAGUCACUGAAAAACGAAAUCUCAGAUAAUCAGAAUUUAAUAAAUGCUUCUAAAAAUAAUAAUUUAAACAAAUAUUUUCCUGAACGGAAAACACAUUUAAUAUCAUCACCUUCUGGUAGAAAUUCAUCCUCUUCUAAAGAUUCAGUGCCACAUAAUUAUUUUGAUGCGACAUAUUUUCCUGAAUUGGUCUCAACUUCUUCUGAUAAAGCCAAACAUUUUGAGGAACAAUAUGAAUCAGUUAAAACAAAUAUCAUCCCAGACAAACAGAAAACUAUUGAACCUGAUGUAAGUUCUGCCAGUUUUUUUGAUGAACAGUAUUUCGGCUCACAUAUUAAAAGCUCAGAAAGUUCAAAUAAACUGGUUCAAACAAAUAUAACUUCAGAUAAGAAGGAAAGUGCUCCAUCCAAUUCUAGUUCCAGCAAUUAUGUUGAUGAGCAGUAUUUUGGUUCAGACACAAUAAACAACGGGAAAUCUCAUAGUAUUUCUGGAUUAGAUCGUGAAAGUUUAAAAGUUCUUUCGAGUUCUCAAAAAGAUGAUAACCUUGGUCAUUCUACUGAUCAAAAGUUAUUAGAGAAUGAUUUUAAUGAGGUUGAUAGCCAGUAUUUUGGACCAACAGAUCAAAAUUAUAGCUCAAAUGAACAAGCAGUUGGCAAAAACCUAGAUAAAGAUCAAAUAGGAUCAUCAUUAACUGAUAUUGUGCAUAAGUACACAAAUCAUUCUGAUAAUGCAGGUGCAGCGGUGCCAAAUAGAAAAAGGGAAGCCAGGAAUGUAAAACACAAACAAGCGCCAUCUGAACCAGAUCCAACAGACAGACUUUCAAAGUUACACUCAGAAAAAUCUGUCACUAAAAAAACUGAGAAGGGCAGCAAACACAGCAGUUCUAUAAAAAAAGAAGAACAAGAAACAGAAAACUCAGAUAAACCUACAUCUGCCUAUGAACUUGCAAUGAAAUUAAGACAGGAAUUGAAGAUAAGUAAAACCACAAAAGAAAAAAAAGCAACUCCACCAAGCAGUGGUAGAAUUAAUAAUACAGAUCAGAGUGAAAAACUGGAUGUUGGACCCAAUGUCCAUCUAGACAGCAAAGGUUUUAGAAUUUUAGACAAUCAAACAAUUGACUUCAGCAAGAUGACUUCAGCAGACAUUUUGACAUUGCUGAAAAAACGGAUAAUAUUUGAUCAUGAGGACUUUGUGGCUAUUGACAAACCAUAUGGUCUACCAUCUGUAGGACAGCAAAGUGACAGAGUGAGUGUCACUCAACUUUUACCUUCGUUUGCCUCAAGUUUACAAAAGUCCCUAAAAACUGACAAGCUUCAUCUAGUUCAAGGUUUAGAUCGGGAUGUCUCAGGUGCCAUCAUUCUUGCCAAGAAUCCUGAAGUAGCAUCUGUACUGAGAGGAAUGUAUGACAACUGUGAUGAGGUCAUUCAGCGAUAUUGGGCAAUAACAAAAGGUGUGCCUAAUCCACUUGCUGGUGUAAUUGACAUCCCUAUUGGAGAAGGAAAAGUUGGUGACAUCCGUAAGAUGGUUUUGCGCCCUAGAUUUUCUAAAGCAGAAAAAUUAAUUGCAAAAGUAAGUGAUGCCCCAAGUGCUUAUGCUGUGACUGAAUACAAAGUUUUGUGUCAUCAUUUACAAGCAGCUCUUGUGGAAUGUACACAACUUACUAAUGGUGUGAAGCAUCAACUCAGAGUCCAUCUAGCCAGUGGUCUGAACACACCCAUACUGGGAGAUCAUAAAUACUCUAACUUUGCUAAUUUGGCACCACAGAAACUCCAUAAAGAAAUGCUUGAAUUACUGCGAAUUCGUCAGGCCAAAGUGCGUCAUUUAGCCCUUCAUCUUCAUUGCAGAACAGUUGUUUUGACUAACUAUAAGGGGCGAAUGAUUUUCCUCACCACACAUGCCCCUUCCCAUUUUAGGGAUAACAUGAAAUCCUUGAAGUUGUAUGCACCUAAAAAAUAAACAUUUUUAUACAGCAAA
Molecule: messenger RNA, 2668 nt
Organism: Physella acuta
Lineage: Eukaryota; Metazoa; Mollusca; Gastropoda; Physidae
Biological process (GO): pseudouridine synthesis
Molecular function (GO): RNA binding; pseudouridine synthase activity
Source: RefSeq, a predicted model, not a curated record